AACGCAGCGCCGUUUCGACGUGAGGCAACUCGAGCUCCUCCUGGCCUGGUAAUCGAAGCUCCAACUCGCUCGCAGUGCUGUGCUGCUGUAUUGUAUGCUGGAUUCCACAAAGCUUUCCCAAGGUCCAUCGCCAACGCACGCAACAUGGCGCCGGUUCGGGACACGCCGUUCCGCUCGGCGGACAUGAGCAUGGUGCAGCUCUACAUUUCAAAUGAAAUCGGCCGCGAAGUCGUCAACGCCCUCGGCGAACUCGGCCUCGUCCAGUUCCGCGAUCUCAAUGGGGAUCUCAGUGCCUUCCAACGGGCCUUCACUCAGGACAUCCGCCGCCUCGACAAUGCCGAACGCCAGCUUCGCUUCUUCCACGCCCAGAUGGAAAAGGCGGGAAUUCCCCUCCGCAAACUCGAUCUGGACGUCGACACCCUUGCUCCCCCCUCAACCAGCGAGAUCGACGAGCUGGCUGAACGCAGCCAAAGCCUAGAGCAGCGCGUGUCCUCGCUGAACGACAGCUACGAAACGUUGAAGAAGCGUGAGGUCGAACUUACGGAGUGGCGCUGGGUCCUCCGCGAGGCCGGCGGCUUCUUCGACCGCGCCCACGGCAAUGUCGACGAGAUCCGCGCCUCGACCGACAACGACGACGCCCCUCUCCUGCAGGACAUCGAGCACAACAACUCGGCUGCCGAGGUCGAGCGCUCCUUCUCAGGCAUGAACAUUGGCUUCGUUGCCGGAGUCAUCGCUAGGGACCGCGUGGCUCCCUUUGAGCGCAUUCUGUGGCGUACCCUUCGUGGCAAUCUCUACAUGAAUCAAGCCGAGAUCCCGGAGCCCCUGGUCGACCCCGCCACCAACGAGCCAGUUUUCAAGAACGUAUUCGUCAUCUUCGCCCACGGCAAGGAGAUUCUCGCCAAGAUCCGCAAGAUCUCCGAGUCCAUGAGCGCCGAGGUCUACAACGUCGACGAGAACAGUGACUUGCGCCGGGACCAGGUUCACGAGGUCAAUGCCAGACUCAAUGAUGUCCAGAACGUGCUCCGCAAUACGCAGCAGACCCUCGAGGCUGAGCUGACGCAGAUCUCGCGCUCCCUGGCGGCUUGGAUGGUCCUGAUAGGCAAGGAGAAGGCCGUCUACAACACGCUCAAUCUCUUUUCCUAUGACCGCGCCCGCCGCACCCUGAUCGCCGAGGCCUGGGUGCCCACCCACGACCUGCCGCUCAUCCGAUCGACGUUGCAGGAUGUCAACAACCGCGCUGGCCUGUCUGUACCGUCCAUUGUUAGCGAGAUCCGGACCAACAAGACGCCGCCGACGUACCUCAAGACGAACAAGUUCACCGAAGCCUUCCAGACCAUUGUCAACGCCUACGGCACGGCCACCUACCAGGAAGUCAACCCAGCCAUCCCCGUCAUCGUCACGUUCCCCUUCCUAUUUGCCGUCAUGUUUGGAGACUUUGGCCACGCCGUGAUCAUGUUGUCUGGCGCUCUGGCAAUGAUCUACUGGGAGAAGCCGCUCAAGAAGGUCACUUUUGAGCUGUUUGCCAUGGUCUACUAUGGCCGUUACAUCGCCCUUGUUAUGGCUGCAUUUUCCGUCUACACCGGUCUCAUCUACAACGACGUCUUCUCCAAGUCCAUGACGCUGUUUGACAGUCAGUGGAAGUGGAAGGUUCCGCCCGGUUGGGAAGUUGGUCAAGCUGUCACUGCCGAGCCGACUGCCCCGGGUUACACGUAUCCAUUCGGCGUCGACUGGCGGUGGCACGGUGCUGACAACGACCUCCUCUUCAUGAACAGCUACAAGAUGAAGAUGAGUAUCAUCCUCGGAUGGGCUCACAUGACGUAUUCGCUCUGCUUCGCCUAUAUCAAUGCCCGGCACUUCAAGCGCCCGGUCGACAUCUGGGGCAACUUCGUUCCCGGCAUGAUCUUCUUCCAGUCUAUCUUUGGCUAUCUGGUUGUGUGCAUCAUCUACAAGUGGACCCAGGUGUGGCCUGGCCAGCAGGGGCCCGGCCUCUUGAACAUGUUGAUCUACAUGUUCCUCCAGCCUGGCACACUGGACAAGCAGCUCUACCGCGGCCAGGCGGGAGUGCAGAAGUUCCUUUUAUUCUUCGCUGUUAUCCAAGUGCCUAUUCUUCUGUUCCUCAAGCCCUUAUAUCUCCGCUGGGAGCACAACCAUGCACGCGCCAAGGGCUAUCGCGGACUCGGCGAGCAGUCACGGGUCAGUGCUCUGGACGCCGAUGAUGAGGGUGACAACGGCCACGCCGUGGAUGGUCGCCGCCAUAGUGCUGUUAGCGACGACGAAGGCGUGGCCAUGAUUGCGCAGGACCUGGACGACGAGGAGCACGAGGAGUUUGAUUUCAGCGAGGUCAUGAUUCAUCAGGUCAUUCACACAAUCGGUCAGUUUCCCCCUUUUGUCUCGAUUUGUCAUGCAGGCAAAGCUGAUGCUAACUCGGUUUGACGGGGGACAGAAUUCUGUCUUAACUGCGUCUC
Messenger RNA from Lasiosphaeria miniovina, 2465 nucleotides. Its product is annotated as V-type ATPase, V0 complex, 116kDa subunit family. NCBI's taxonomy places the organism in Eukaryota, Fungi, Ascomycota, Sordariomycetes, Sordariales, Lasiosphaeriaceae. The coding region runs from base 145 to 2433 and encodes 762 amino acids. Gene Ontology annotation, molecular function: ATPase binding; proton-transporting ATPase activity, rotational mechanism. Gene Ontology annotation, cellular component: vacuolar proton-transporting V-type ATPase complex; fungal-type vacuole membrane; vacuolar proton-transporting V-type ATPase, V0 domain. The transcript is spliced from 3 exons. Gene Ontology annotation, biological process: vacuolar acidification; proton transmembrane transport. The record is from RefSeq and is a predicted model, not a curated record.